GAAACUUGGUUUGGUUUCUUUUUCAGUCACUUCAGUUACCCUAUCUCUUGCCCAGUUUCUUUAUUUUGGAAAGAGAUAGAAAAAUUAUCUUUCUCUCUCCCUUUCGUUAUGUACUUUCUGCCAUCAACGAGUUUUCAAGUUAUUGAUGACAAUUUUACUUCUGUGGUAGCUCAACAAAAACCUUUGCAGCCAAACAAUGCACCUCAAGGGAUGGUCAUGGUUAACCCACCGCCCCAGGCUGCACCUAAUCAAACUGCAAUUCCUCAGUUAGAAGUAGCAGAGCUACAGGAAAGCCCCUAUACGAUUGAGGAACUAGCUGCUGAUCCUGCUUUCUCUUCAGCGGCCUUAUGUUUCUAUCAAGCUGACCGAAUGGUUAUUUUGGAAACCCAAAAUCCAAAUAAAAGUCAACAAGAGUUGGUCACGAUGGCAAUUCAUGAAUGGCAUAGCAAACUAACGACCAGUCAAAAAGCGAAAUAUCUCAGGAUAGCCGAACGUAUGGGCCUUACAAGCGUAUGUAGAGCACCUCCUGGGACCCAUGGACAAGGAAAUCUGUUGUCAAUGUCAUCAUAUGUCAACUCAGGGCCUCCACCACCUUAUGGUGCUGGUCCUAUGUGUUUAGAAGAGAUGUUGAAAAGAGAACCCAAAAAACCUCCCAAAAAUGGUUAUUCAUUAUUCACGUCAGAACAACUAGCCAAAUACGUAAACGUUGAACCCCAAAAACGUCUGGCUGAAGUCGCUCGGAUUUGGAGGGAGAACAUCUCUCAAGAAGAAAAAGAACAAUAUGACGCCAGGAACAAAGUUCUUUUAGCACAAUAUCAGAGACAAUUGGGAAAUUUCAUUGAUACCUUGACUCCCGAAGAAAGAUAUAUUUAUGAGGAUUAUUGUCGCAAGAGAAACAAAUACAAACACCACAAGAAAAAGUACAAGGGUGAUGAUGGCCUGGAACCUAAAAAGAAGGGAAAAAAGAAGAAGGAUACAGUUCAACAACAAGUACUGCACCAAUGAAAUCAAUUUGUUCCAAUUAUGAUUUUUCAUCUUUAAUCCAGUCGAAUCACAUUCUCGCUUUAUCACAUUAAAAAAACCUCGUUUUGUCCUAUCUCUUUACCUAUCCUUUUCAUCUUUAAAAUAAAGUAAUGAAACUUGGGUUAUUUUGAUUCGUAUUAAUGUUUUGUGUAUUUAGCCAAUCAUUGUAUCAUCAUCAUCCUGCUUCUCUCAUUGUCAUCGCACUUUCACCAGCAACACCAGUAACACCAUCGACAUCAUUUUCAUCAAUCAUCAUAAAAAUGAAAAAGAAAGAUUAUUACAAAUCUAUAUUACACUCUAAUCGACAACUUCAACUACACAACCAACAACAAAAAAAAACAAUAUUGACCUUUCUUUUUCUUUUGUGAAUCUAAAAAAUAAUUUUAACUAAACAAUGAUUUCUCUGA
This is a messenger RNA of Tetranychus urticae (two-spotted spider mite), 1430 nucleotides long. RefSeq lists its product as uncharacterized. Lineage: Eukaryota; Metazoa; Arthropoda; Arachnida; Trombidiformes; Tetranychidae. The record is from RefSeq and is a predicted model, not a curated record.